This is a messenger RNA of Brassica napus (rape), 1947 nucleotides long. RefSeq names its product heptahelical transmembrane protein 2. Gene Ontology annotation, molecular function: signaling receptor activity. The transcript is spliced from 4 exons. The record is from RefSeq and is a predicted model, not a curated record. Gene Ontology annotation, biological process: response to hormone. Gene Ontology annotation, cellular component: membrane. Lineage: Eukaryota; Viridiplantae; Streptophyta; Magnoliopsida; Brassicales; Brassicaceae. The coding region runs from base 739 to 1812 and encodes 357 amino acids.
GUCAAAAGUGGUUGUAAUUAUCGUUGUAAUUGGUCUGAUUUAUUGUAAAAUAGUAUAUCAAGAGAGAUGAUUACAACAGUUUAUAAAAAAACACCAAACAUAUUCUAACUCAGCAUUGAUCAUAACGUGAACUACAAAGUCUAUCAACUUCGUAGACGACAAUUCAUACGACCAGUAUAUACGAUUAAAAACCAAAAACGACAAGAUACAAAGAGUUAAUCAAAUGUUGGUUUCGAGAAAUGUACAUAAGAACCUUAGGGUAAAAAACAAGGUUUCCGGGGAUUAAAGUAAUUACGUCACUCCACUUGUGUAACUUUGAAGACACUAAAUUGUUUAAUAACACCACCACAAUUUCUGCAUUUCUCACCUUCCCAACAGUUAGUCCCUAACUUUAUGAUUUGUUUUUGUUUCAAACGGACACGGCGGGUAAAAUAUAAAUCACCUGUAAUCCUCCUCACACUAAGCAAAACAACUACACCCAACGAAACAAAGACACGUGUACAAAAGACCGGUCAAAGCCGCCACGUAGGUAAUCUUCACGAAGCUUGCUCGUUUUUUUUAAAUCCAAAAGAGGUUUCUUCUCCGUAUAAGUAGGAGAGGAAGCAUCCACGAUGAUCGCUAGACCAAAACUGAUACAAAAUAUCCAAAAAAAAAAACAAAACAGAGAGAGAAAGAGAGAUAACUGGACGGUGGUUAAUUCGCCGGAAGUCUCGCCGGAGCUCAAUUUCUUGAACAACCAUGCAGAAACGGAGACCGGUGAGGGAGUCUUCGAAGACAACACCGGAGAGAAAUGGGAAGGCUUUGGAUUCCGGCGAGAAGAAGAAGAGAUCUGAGAGGAGGUUGAUGAAGUUCGAGGAGUUGCCAAGGUAUCUUAAGGACAACGAGUACAUACACAAUCAUUACCGAUGUGAAUGGUCUCUCAAGGAGACUUUCCUCAGCGCUUUCUCUUGGCACAAUGAGACUCUCAACAUCUGGACGCACUUGGGUGGGUUUCUGAUAUUCGGGUGGAUGAUGGUGGUGAGUUGCAUGGAAUCGACGGAGGUUGGCCUCGCCGGGUUUGUCAACGUCUUCUCCGGAGUAACAAUUCGCUGGCCGUGGCCGUCAAUGGCUAAAGCUGUUUACUUCUCCAGCGAUCAUCACGACUCGAACGUGACACACACAACCUCGUUCUUGAACUCACAAGGAGACGUUAACUACGAAACAAUCCCAAAAUGGCCAUGGCUAGUGUUCUUAACCGGAGCAAUGACCUGCUUGAUAUGCAGCUCCAUGUCACACCUCUUCGCCUGCCACUCCAGACGCUUCAACCUCUUCUUCUGGCGCCUAGACUACGCAGGGAUCUCCCUCAUGAUCGUCUGCUCCUUCUUCGCACCAAUCUACUACGCCUUCUCCUGCCACACUUACUGGCGUCUCUUCUACCUCUCUUCAAUCUCAAUCCUCGGCCUCCUCGCCAUCUUCGCUCUCCUCUCUCCAGCGCUCUCAGCUCCGCGUUUCAGAUCUUUCAGGGCAGCUCUUUUCCUAACGAUGGGAUUCUCGGGAGUAAUACCCGCUUCGCACGUGCUCUACCUUCAUAAGGAUCACCCUAACGUGGUUAUCGCUCUUGGUUACGAGCUAGCGAUGGCUGUGUUGUAUGCGACGGGAGCAGGGUUUUACGUGAGCCGUAUACCUGAGAGAUGGAAGCCUGGUGCUUUCGAUAAAGCAGGACAUAGCCAUCAGAUAUUCCAUGUGUUUGUAGUGUUAGGAGCUCUUGCUCAUAGUGUUGCCUCUCUUCUUAUCAUGGAUUUUCGACGUGCUUCACCUUCUUGUGCCUUUUGAAGCAAGUAACAAAAACUGUAAAACGUUUAGUGGUAUUUCAUUCAAACGUAUCACAAUGUAUGUGUUUACACAGAAGAUACGCAUUGGCAAUGAACUACACAACCCAAAAUAUUUUAAAUUAAUUAAUGUUUUAAA